AUGAUGGCUGAGGAUGGAGGAAAUAUCUCAGAGGACCACAGGGGGAGGGAAGCCGAGGGUAGAUCCUCUCUUCCUCGGACUUUAAUCCGACUUAAUGACCUGUCCGGUACUGGGGAACGCAACGAGGAUGAGGCUGUUAGUCCCGAGUCAAGGGACAACGGAGCCGGGGCUGCGCCGGAGGAGGCGUCGGCCAGUGGUGGAGAAGCUUUACCCUACCCAUCCUUGGCACCAGUUGUAUUUUUCUAUCUGAAGCAAACCACGCGCCCGAGGAGUUGGUGUCUGAAAAUGGUCUGCAAUCCAUGGUUUGAGCGUGCUAGCAUGCUUGUUAUCCUGCUGAACUGCGUCACGUUGGGAAUGUUUCACCCCUGUGAGGACAGCAACUGCAGCUCGGAGCGAUGCGAGAUCUUAGAGGACUUCGAUGACUUCAUCUUUGCCUUUUUCGCCGUGGAGAUGGUGAUUAAGAUGGUGGCAUUGGGAAUCUUCGGCAAGAAGUGUUACCUUGGAGAUACCUGGAACCGACUAGACUUCUUCAUUGUGUUAGCUGGGAUGCUGGAGUACUCUCUCAACCUACAGAAUGUCAGUUUUUCUGCAGUGCGCACAGUCCGGGUCUUGCGUCCGCUGCGAGCGAUCAACCGCGUGCCCAGUAUGAGGAUCUUGGUGACCCUGCUGCUGGACACCCUCCCUAUGCUCGGGAACGUGCUGCUCCUCUGCUUCUUCGUCUUCUUCAUCUUCGGCAUCGUCGGGGUCCAGCUUUGGGCGGGGCUUCUGCGCAACCGCUGCUUCCUGCCGGCGAACUUCUCCCUUCCUCCGUCGCUGGGGCUCCAUGAGUACUACCAUACAGAGAAUGAUGACGAGAGCCCUUUUAUCUGCUCACAGCAGAAGGAGAACGGUAUGCGUCUCUGCAGUGCCAUCCCCACCCUGCAUGAGGAGGGACUGCAGUGCCAGCUAGACAUGGCCUCAUACAACAGCACAGACAACACCACCUGUGUCAACUGGAACCAGUACUACACCAACUGCUCCGCAGGAUCCAUCAACCCCUUUAAGGGGGCUAUCAACUUUGACAACAUUGGUUAUGCUUGGAUAGCCAUCUUUCAGGUCAUCACUCUGGAGGGUUGGGUGGACAUCAUGUACUUUGUGAUGGAUGCUCACUCCUUCUACAACUUCAUCUACUUCAUCCUCCUGAUCAUAGUGGGCUCUUUUUUCAUGAUUAACCUGUGCCUGGUUGUCAUAGCCACGCAGUUCUCUGAGACUAAGCAGCGAGAAAGUCAGCUGAUGAAGGAGCAGCGGGUUCGCUUCAUGUCUAACGCCAGUACUCUGGCCAGCUUCUCUGAGCCGGGCAGCUGCUACGACGAGCUGCUUAAAUACCUGGUCCACGUGGUUCGUAAGGCCACCCGUCAGAUCGGUCACGUCAUCCGGUAUCUGGCGCGCAGGGCAGGCCUGAGGGUACGCGCCUCACCUGCCCAAGAGCCUCCUGCCGCCAAGAGACGUCGACAGAAACGGAAGAGCUCCAUCCAUCACCUGGUGCACCAUCAUCAUCACCAUCAUCAUCAUCACUAUCACCUUGGCAACGGGACCGUAAGGAACGAGGUGGGCAGAGAGCUGGAGCCCGGCUCCCGGAACGGGAACUUCAACAACGCGGGCCCGGGCUCCGGGUCCCUCGUGCUGUCGGCCGUCGCCACUGCGACUGACCCCGCCUCCCCAAGGCCGGCCCCCGUGGGGCCCAGCAGCAUGGAGUCGGUGCGCAGCGUCUAUCACGCCGACUGUCACAACGAGCCUCUAAACAGCAGACCCUUCCCUCCCUCUGCUGCUCUCCAGGCUUACAAAAGGAAUUCGGUGCCGUUUGCAGGGCCGGCGCAUAAAAACUACCCCACGCUGCAGCCCUGCUUGCCUUUGGAACAGUUCAGACAAAGGCCCCUAGCUGAGCUAGUGGGAGGGAGUUGCACUGGUAGCGUCCUUACCAACCUCAACAUUCCUCCACAGCCCAUAAACACCUCACAAUGCCUGGUGGAGACUCACAGUCCUACAGACAAGGCACCCUCCAAGCUGUCAGCACCUAACUGCAGUACCAUCAACUUAGACCCUGCUUUGACCUUUGACCCCGAGACCUGUCCGUACUGCAUUAAUCGUGCGAGCAACGACUCAGAGGGGACAGAGGGAAACGAAACGGCUGAAUCGGACAGCGAGGGCGUCUACGAGUUUACCCAGGAUGCUCACUACAGGGAUAAUAGGGAUCCCAACAAAAAGAAGAAGAAGUUUGCCCUCGGGGCACGGGCGGCCAAAGUCGUGCACUUCUGGAGACUGGUGUGCGACACAUUUCGUAAGAUAGUGGACAGCAAGUACUUUGGGCGGGGCAUCAUGAUUGCCAUUCUCAUCAACACAUUGAGCAUGGGCAUCGAAUACCAUGAGCAGCCUGAAGAACUGACCAAUGCUCUGGAGAUCAGCAACAUUGUCUUCACCAGUUUGUUUGCACUGGAGAUGCUCCUUAAACUGCUGGUGUACGGGCCAUUUGGCUACAUCAAGAACCCUUACAACAUCUUCGAUGGCAUUAUCGUUGUCAUCAGUGUUUGGGAGAUCGUCGGUCAGCAGGGAGGCGGCCUCUCUGUGCUCAGGACGUUUCGACUCAUGCGUGUGCUCAAGCUGGUCCGCUUCAUGCCGGCUCUGCAGAGACAGCUGGUGGUUCUGAUGAAGACUAUGGACAACGUGGCGACCUUUUGUAUGCUCCUCAUGCUCUUCAUCUUCAUCUUUAGCAUAUUGGGUAUGCACUUGUUUGGAUGUAAGUUUGGCUCUGAGAGAGAUGGAGACACUCUACCAGACCGCAAGAACUUUGACUCUCUGCUUUGGGCCAUCGUCACUGUCUUCCAGAUUCUCACCCAGGAGGACUGGAAUAAAGUCUUGUAUAAUGGCAUGGCCUCCACAUCGCCCAUAGCUGCUCUCUACUUCAUCGCCCUCAUGACCUUUGGCAACUACGUCCUCUUCAACCUGCUGGUGGCUAUCUUAGUGGAGGGAUUCCAGACAGAGGAACUGUCCAAGAGGGAGGACUUUCACGGCCAGCUGAGUUGCAUUCAGCUGCCAGUGGACACAGGGAAAGGCCAAGUGGGAGUGAGGACUGUUUACCCCACCCCACUCACUCUCCUCUCAUUCUGUCCUCCCCUCCCUGUUAUGAAGGGUGACGCCUCGAAAUCGGAUUCGGAGGUGGACUUCUACACGCGGAGCAUGGAGGAUGUGCGGGGUGGAAAGAAGGAGAGUUCGGCAUCUGCUGCGGUGGUGCCCAUCAACGGACACGUGGACCUGAAGUCCAGCCUUACACCUCCUCUCAUCACCCACACGGCGGCCACGCCCAUGCCCGUGCCCAAGAUUUCGGGAGCGGGUGAUCCCGCCCUGGGCUAUGAGUCUCGCAGGGGCAGUAAUGUCUCUGUGGACCCAUGCUGCCAUGAGAAGUCUCCGUCGAGCGCCCGGAGUUCUCCUUACGCGCCCUGGAGUUCGGCCAGCAGCUGGAAUAGCCGUCGUUCCAGCUGGAACAGCCUCGGUCGAGCCCCUAGCCUGAAACGACAGAAACGCCAGUCCGGAGAACGCCGCUCUCUGCUCUCCGGCGACGGCCAGUCCAGCUCCGACGAGGACGAGGGCACGGGUGGAAGAGGAGGAGGCGGGAGGAUGUCGGAGGGAGACGACACCUCCCUCCCCAGGACGGACUCUCUGGGCCAGAGGCCUCGACACCGGCGCAUGGAGUCCGUGGAGACGCGAAGCUCUUUCGACCUGCCUCCCGACACCCUGCAGGUACCUUACCUGUGCAGGUCGGCCAGCAUCCACAGCGCCCGGCCGCCCAACCUACUCAGUCAGGACUGCAACGGCAAAACUUCGCCCUCUGCCGCCGCCACCACGCAACUGUCUCUCGACGAGCAACACAGCGAGGACGAGAACGAGGAGGGAAACCUGAGUCGGAAGCAACGAUUCUAUCGCUGGCUGGAGCGGAAGCAACCGGAGUGGUGUCGGCAGCGGAACACCUGGUCCCUGUACCUGUUUCCCCCGCAGUCCAGGUUUCGUGUGACCUGUAAUAAGAUCAUCACACAUAAGAUGUUUGACCAUGUGGUCCUGGUCAUUAUCUUCCUCAACUGCAUCACCAUCGCCAUGGAGAGACCCAGGAUCGACCCCACCAGUGCUGAGCGGAUCUUCCUGACGCUGUCCAACUACAUCUUCACCGCCAUCUUCGUGACUGAAAUGACUAUAAAGGUGGUGGCCCUGGGCUGGUGUUUUGGUGAGAAGACGUACCUGAAGAGCAGCUGGAACGUUCUGGAUGGAAUGCUGGUCAUGAUUUCGGUCAUUGACAUUCUGGUGUCCCUGAUCUCCAACAGCGGCACCAAGAUCCUCGGAAUGCUGCGUGUGCUCCGUCUCCUCAGGACCUUACGCCCGCUCAGGGUGAUAAGCAGAGCUCCAGGACUGAAGCUGGUGGUGGAAACGCUGAUGUCAUCGCUCAAACCUAUCGGGAACAUCGUGGUCAUCUGCUGCGCGUUCUUCAUCAUCUUCGGCAUUCUGGGCGUGCAGCUUUUCAAAGGCAAGUUCUACGUUUGCCAGGGAGAAGACACAAGAAACAUCACCAACAAGUCAGACUGUCUGGGUGCCAACUACAAAUGGGUCAGACACAAGUAUAAUUUUGACAACCUGGGGCAGGCUCUGAUGUCUCUUUUCGUUCUGGCGUCUAAAGACGGAUGGGUGGACAUAAUGUAUGAUGGUCUGGACGCAGUUGGGGUGGACCAGCAGCCAAUAAUGAACUACAACCCUUGGAUGCUGCUCUAUUUCAUUUCCUUCUUGUUGAUUGUGGCGUUCUUCGUGCUCAACAUGUUUGUGGGCGUGGUGGUGGAGAACUUUCACAAGUGUCGACGUCACCAGGAGGCCGAGGAGGCGAAGCGGCGCGAGGAGAAGCGCCUGAAGCGAAUGGAGAAAAAGAGAAGGAAUGUAAUGCUGCCGGUUGUGAGUUGGGCCAGCUCUGAGGGCACAGUGACAGCCCAGUGUAAACCUACUACUCUGAGUACUCCCCCAACUCGUCUUCUCAUUCACAAAAUGUGCACUAGCCACUACCUGGACCUCUUCAUCACCAUUGUCAUCAGCCUCAACGUCAUCACAAUGUCCAUGGAGCAUUACGAACAGUCCAAGGUGCUGGACGAAGCUUUGAAGAUCUGCAAUUAUAUUUUCACCAUCAUUUUCGUCUUGGAGUCGGUCUUCAAGCUUGUGGCAUUUGGUUUCCGUCGCUUUUUCAAAGACAAGUGGAAUCAGCUGGACUUGGCCAUUGUACUGUUAUCUAUCAUGGGUAUUACGCUGGAGGAGAUCGAGGUCAACGCUUCCCUUCCCAUCAACCCCACCAUCAUCCGCAUCAUGAGAGUCCUCCGGAUCGCCCGUGUGCUGAAGUUGCUGAAGAUGGCAGUGGGAAUGCGAGCUCUGCUGGACACAGUGAUCCAAGCCUUACCACAGGUGGGGAAUCUGGGUCUUCUCUUCAUGUUGCUAUUCUUUAUCUUCGCCGCCUUGGGAGUGGAACUAUUUGGUGACCUGAUAUGUGACGAGCUUCACCCGUGCGAAGGGUUAGGCCGUUACGCCACCUUCAAAAACUUCGGCAUGGCUUUCCUCCUGCUGUUCCGCGUGUCCACCGGGGAUAACUGGAACGGCAUUAUGAAGGACACGCUAAGAGACUGCAACGAGAAAAGCACGUGCUACAACACGGUGGUUUCGCCGAUCUACUUUGUGUCGUUCGUGCUGACGGCCCAGUUCGUCCUGGUCAACGUGGUUAUCGCUGUGCUUAUGAAACACUUGGAAGAAAGCAAACAAAGAAGCAAGGAGGAGGCGGAGCUGGAGGCGGAGCUUGACUUGGAGCUGGAGGCGGUUGGGGAUGACAGGGGGAUAACUGGGGGACACAUCUCCCCCCUUGCCCUCGGAGACGCGAGCGGGCCGGGGGGCAUGCCGUGGAUUUCCAGAGAUUCCCAGACGGAGGUUACCCCAUCAGACAGCCCGCCGCCACACAUCCGCAGAGACUCUGCCGCACACAUAAGGCCACCCCCCUCACUGCCUAGGCCCCCUCUAGAGCGGAGGCCCAUGUUUGACUCAGUAUCCCUGGUGAUCCAGGGUUCAUUGGAGGGAGAACUCAGCCUGAUGGACAACCUGUCCGGUUCCAUCUGCCACUACUACGUCCUGUCCCCUGUCCCCAGCAAGCACAACCCUGAGAAACAGAUUCCUCUAGCGGAGAUGGAGGCUCUGUCUCUGGCAUCGGAGAAAUCCUGGUCCUUAGCUCUGACGGACGACUCCGUCCCUGAUGAUUUUAACCCCCUCUUAAUAACCAGUCUGGAGUGCAACAGUACUGUCUCUGCUCCACAGAUGGAUCCCCAAGAGCCAGGAGAACAUCUGGAGGAGCACUUACUGAGUGUGAGGAAGACCUUGGUGGGCCGCACACACUCACUGCCCAACGACAGUUACAUGUUCAUGCCUGUACAGUCCCCCGACACCUCAACCACACAAACAGCUAGACCUUACCUCACCCAGACAGGCUCCAGCGGUUCUGUCCGGGCCCAGUCAGACGAUCCCACCCAGCACCUGACCGUCCCCAGCCAGCUCUUCAGGCCCAUCAGCCCCCACAGCCUGUCGGACUCGGAGAGCAUCCCGCGCCUCCCCCCGCCACGACACGCUCACACCCUCACGCGCACCUUACGCAGGCAGGUGGCAGUGAGCGCUGACUCACAGGAGGCUCUGUACACAGAAGGAGGCGAGAGCGAGGGUCCAAGGGACAUAAAUGAACUUUCUGGCCCCCCGGUAAACUUUCCAUCUCAGCAACAGCCGCACCAGCCUUCCCUCCUGCUGGUCCCCGCCACGCCGGGGGCCUCCCCGAAGCCUCCACGCUCCAGCGUGCACACGCAGCACAACACACACGAUCAGUACAACGUCUCCUCCAGAUGUUCCGCUCCCCCUCAGCAACCGCCUGCGCCUCCCCCUCCUCCCACUCCACCUCCUCCGCCCCCGGCUCGCCCCCAACCUCCUGGGAAGCAGGAGGAGGACUCGGUGGACCAGGAGGUGUCGCGCAUCAUUAGGGCGGGCCUGGGGGGCAACAACAGCGACGACGACUGCGGCCGAGGGGCGGGGCUCGUGGGAGGGCGUGGCGAGGGGCGUGGCCCCUGCCUGCGGCAGCUGAAGAAGUACCACAGCGUGGACACUCAGGGCCAGCGAGCGCUGUUGCUCCCGCGGCCGUCCUCCUGGCUGGACGACCCGCGUCGUCACUCCAUCGAGGUGUGCUCGUCGGUGGAGAGCAGCCCCCAGCGCAGCUCCAUCUCCUCUGGCUUCGUGUCCCGCGCAGACAGCCUGCAGCAGCAAAUGCAAACCUCACAGCCCUCCCCCCAUGCCCGGAAAAAGAAGAUGAGCCCCCCUUGCAUUUCGGUGGACCCCCCAGAGGGACUGGAGGUCCCAGGGGGCUUCCACCCGGCGCUGGGGAUGGUGCCCCCUCCGCUGCCCAGUCGAGACACCUGCUUGAGGAGGCGCGCCCCCUCCAGUGACUCCAAGGACUCUUUUGAUCUGGGUGGAGGAGGGGAGGGGCUUCCUCAAGAUGGAGCACCCAAUCCUAAGCUACUGACUCUUCCCAGCUUCUCCUUCGAAAAGACAAGCUCCGAGCACUGA
Chanos chanos (milkfish) is the source of this 7644-nucleotide messenger RNA. RefSeq names its product calcium channel, voltage-dependent, T type, alpha 1G subunit (gene cacna1g). Gene Ontology annotation, molecular function: high voltage-gated calcium channel activity. The record is from RefSeq and is a predicted model, not a curated record. Gene Ontology annotation, biological process: calcium ion import across plasma membrane. Lineage: Eukaryota; Metazoa; Chordata; Actinopteri; Gonorynchiformes; Chanidae. Gene Ontology annotation, cellular component: membrane; voltage-gated calcium channel complex.